Aricia agestis (brown argus) is the source of this 2035-nucleotide messenger RNA. Its product is annotated as heat shock protein 60A-like. Gene Ontology annotation, molecular function: ATP-dependent protein folding chaperone; ATP binding; protein-folding chaperone binding. Gene Ontology annotation, cellular component: mitochondrial matrix; mitochondrial inner membrane. The coding region runs from base 119 to 1837 and encodes 572 amino acids. The record is from RefSeq and is a predicted model, not a curated record. Lineage: Eukaryota; Metazoa; Arthropoda; Insecta; Lepidoptera; Lycaenidae. Gene Ontology annotation, biological process: apoptotic mitochondrial changes; protein import into mitochondrial intermembrane space; mitochondrial unfolded protein response. The transcript has a single exon.
AAUAAGAUUGUGACAUAACCUGGAACCGGCGCGGUAGUAAGAUCACGUUUUGCGAAAAGGCGAGAAUCUUCCAGAAGUACAAGUUAAGUUAAAAUAAGUCACAUCGAAGUUAAAAAAAAUGUUGCGCCUGCCUCGUGUUGUUCGUCAAACAAUCUCCUUAAACAAAGCAAACCAGUUCGCAAGAUUCUACGCCAAAGAUGUGAGAUUCGGUGCUGAUGUAAGAGCGCUCAUGCUCCAAGGCGUAGACAUCCUCGCCGAUGCCGUAGCCGUCACAAUGGGUCCAAAGGGCAGAAACGUUAUUCUGGAGCAGUCCUGGGGCUCACCCAAAAUAACAAAAGACGGCGUCACUGUUGCCAAAGGAGUGGAGCUCAAAGACAAAUUCCAGAACAUCGGAGCUAAACUUGUACAGAAUGUGGCCAAUAACACCAACGAGGAGGCCGGAGACGGAACCACCACCGCCACAGUUCUGGCCCGAGCCAUCGCAAAGGAGGGAUUCGAAAAGAUCUCGAAGGGUGCGAAUCCCAUCGAAAUCCGUCGCGGGGUCAUGAUGGCCGUGGAGGCGGUCAAAGACAAGCUGAAGAACAUGUCGAAGCCGGUCACGACCCCCGAGGAGAUCGCGCAGGUGGCCACCAUCUCCGCGAACGGCGACACGGCCAUCGGCAAGCUAAUCGCCGACGCCAUGAACAAGGUCGGCCGCGACGGAGUCAUCACCGUCAAGGACGGCAAAACCCUCAACGACGAGCUCGAAAUCAUCGAAGGUAUGAAAUUCGACAGAGGUUACAUUUCACCAUAUUUCAUCAACACAUCCAAAGGAGCUAAAGUUGAGUUCCAAGAUGCUCUAGUCCUCUUCUCCGAGAAGAAAAUCAGCAAUGUACAGACUAUCAUCCCAGCCCUGGAGUUGGCUAACCAACAGAGGAAGCCCCUGGUCAUUAUUGCCGAGGAUGUUGAUGGUGAAGCUCUGUCCACAUUAGUAGUAAAUAGGCUGAAGAUUGGUCUGCAGGUCGCCGCUGUCAAGGCACCCGGCUUCGGUGACAACCGUAAAUCUACACUCAGUGACAUGGCUAUUGCUACCGGCGGUGUCGUCUUCGGUGAUGAUGCCAACCUCAUCAAACUGGAAGAUGUCCAGCCCUCCGACCUCGGUCAGGUGGGUGAAAUCGUUAUUACCAAAGAUGACACUCUGAUGCUCAAAGGCAAAGGCAAGAAGGCUGACAUUGACAGAAGAGCAGAACAGAUCCGUGAUCAGAUUCAGGAGACAACGUCCGAGUACGAGAAGGAGAAGCUCCAGGAACGUCUCGCGAGACUAGCUUCAGGUGUUGCUGUCCUCCAUGUUGGUGGAUCCAGCGAGGUUGAGGUUAAUGAGAAGAAGGACCGUGUGACUGAUGCUUUGAACGCUACCAGAGCCGCUGUCGAGGAAGGUAUUGUGCCUGGAGGUGGCUCAGCACUCCUUAGAUGUAUCCCUCUGUUGAGCGAUCUGAAAACAUCAAACGAAGACCAAGCCACCGGUGUAGAAAUCAUCAAGAAGGCUCUAAGAAUGCCCUGCAUGACCAUUGCCCGCAACGCUGGUAUCGACGGCUCAGUAGUUGUAGCUAAAGUAGAGGAUCUUGGACCCGAAUUUGGUUAUGAUGCUUUAAAUAAUGAGUAUGUAAAUAUGAUUGAAAAGGGAAUCAUUGACCCAACCAAAGUAGUAAGAACAGCGUUGACGGAUGCCAGCGGUGUAGCUUCCCUGCUCACGACCGCCGAGGCUGUCAUCUGUGACCUUCCACAAGAGAAGGAGCCCAACCCCAUGGCUGGUAUGGGUGGCAUGGGAGGUAUGGGAGGAAUGGGGGGUAUGAUGUAAGCCGCCUAGCUUAUAAACCGCAUUUAUAGUGUAAAGGACAUUUACCAGUAAGGGUACUGUAAUGUUAUGGUUGUUUUCUUAUGAGUGAAUGAAAUGGUUUUUUUUUAAUCUGAAUGUUAGAUUAGCAGAUGUAAUAGAAUUUAGUUUAUGAUUGCCACAACUGAGAGGUGUUAUUUUUAAAUAUAAUAAUGUUGAACA